UCUGUUUGCCUCAAUUCUCACGUUCUUCACAUCUCUUCUUUGGAGUUUUUCUUUGCCAUUAUAAUUUCCUUAGGUGGUUUUGAUAUCAAGAAGCAUACACGGACACUCCACCUUUUAGUGAAAGUAGCGAUCAUUGCGUUAUAGUUUCGUUCAUUAGCAACUGCUGAGGAACAUCAUCGUAUCGCACAUUGGUUCACUGGUCCGCAAAGCUUUCCGCUGCUGGUGCGAUAUAUAGAAGAAUUCCGCUCUUGGUACAGUAGUAGAGUGGCAUCCCUUUACUCUCGGAAACACUCUUUUCCCCGUUUUCCAGGAAGAAUUGUGAAAGCCACUUUUUUUCACAAUGCCGCGCCCAUCUUAUGACCCAGUGGCGAACCCAAACUUCUCCCCGGAUUCCAAUAUCUCUCCCGAUCCCAACCGUAACUCCAGCUUUCUCGACCCAGAAGCGAACAACCUUUUUGGGAGGCCCGGGUCCGAAUAUGCCCCAGCACCAUCGCUCAUGAGCCGUGACUCAACAGCAGCAAGCAUGAAUCUUGCCGGGGGGACACCAUCUCUGGCUGGCACACAUAGGGAUAGCUGGGGCAGUGGAGUAGGGCUGACUGGUGCUGAAGGAGCUACCAAUGGCAACCGUAACCCAGGUCGAUCUGGCCUUGCUCAUUCAACUGUUGCUUAUGAAAGCGGCGAUCGAUUAUCCACCAGCGAGGAGGACGACGAGCAGGGCCACAUCACACCCGCGGUGGCAGCCAUUGGAGCGGGAACAGCAGCACGAGGAUUCAGUGAAAAGCCAAGAUGGGCAGACCACGAAUCUGGCCAGGGAAAGAAGAACAGGAAGUGGCUGUGGGCGGCUUUGGCAGCUUUGCUGAUUGUUGCUAUCGGCCUCGGUGUUGGCCUUGGUGUCGGUCUCACCCGAAACAAGGACAGCAAAAGCCUCGUUGCUUCCGCUGGUAAUGAAAAUUCUUCAUCCCAGGCUCCGUCGGGCACAUCUUCCGUAUCGGGAUCAACGACAGCUACAUCAACUAGCGCCACUGCUUCUGCUACUCCCACUACCGGCACUCAAGGCUCCCUCAUCACUUUGGAAGACGGUUCCACGAUGACUUAUGACAAUCCCUACGGCGGUAAGUGGGUAUGGGACGAGGCCAACCCGUUCAACAACGAAGCCCAAGCCAACUCUUGGACCCCGGCACUGAAUCAAAACUGGACAUGGGGUCAAGAUAAAGUCUUUGGUGUUAACCUCGGUGGUUGGCUUGUUACUGAGCCCUUCAUCGUCCCCGGCCUUUACGAAAAGUAUGCCAACGGCUCUGCCGGCACUGCUAUCGACGAAUACACCCUUUCUAUCAACAUGGGUGACAACCUUACUGAUGCCCUCACGGAACAUUACGAGACAUUCAUUACCGAGCGUGACUUUGUCGAAAUUGUCGCUGCGGGCCUCAACUGGGUGCGAAUCCCUAUUCCCUUCUUUGCUAUCGAGGUCUGGGAGGGCGAGCCUUUUCUACCCAAGGUUUCAUGGGAAUACUUUUUGAAAGCUAUCAAAUGGGCCAGGAAGUAUGGAUUGAGGAUUAACCUUGACCUUCACUCUGUUCCCGGUUCUCAAAACGGCUGGAACCACUCUGGCCGCCAAGGAUCCGUCAACUGGCUGAACGGUGUCAUGGGCCUUGCUAACGCUCAACGAUCCCUCGACUACGUCCGUACGCUCGCACAAUUCAUUGCUCAGCCCGAGUACGCUCCUGUCAUCCAGAUGUUUGGAUUCCUCAAUGAACCCAACGGCAAUGCUAUCAGCAAAGGCCCCGUCGCCUCCUUUUACAUUGAGGCCCACAACAUUAUUCGCGACAUUACUGGUAUCGGCGCCGGCAACGGUCCAAUGCUCUCCAUGCACGAUGGAUUUUUGGGAGUUGCUGCGUGGUACGGCGAUCUUGCUGGUGCUGACCGUAUGAUGCUCGACCAACACACCUACAUGGUCUUCCAGGACCAGCCUCAGGGUACUCUUGACACUCUUAAAACGAUGCCAUGCCAAUGGUGGGCUUCGUCCACCAACACCACCUCCCAGCAGUGGGGUCCCAAUACCGCUGGUGAAUGGUCUGCGGCCUGGAACGAUUGCGGUAAAUGGGUGAACAAUGUUGGAAGUGGAUCGAGAUACGAUGGAACUUAUGAUGGUUAUGCGGACAAGGUGACCGGCAGCUGUGAUUACUGGAACGACUAUACCCAAUGGAACGCGAGUACCAUCGAGGCGUUGAACCACUUUGUCUCUGGUAGUAUGGAUGCUUUGCAGAACUUUUUCUUCUGGACUUGGAAGAUUGGAAACAGUACCGACGCUAUUCAGCAGCCCAACCCAUUCUGGCACUACCGUCUCGGUCUCGAGAAGGGAUGGAUUCCCAAAGACCCUCGAACGGUUGCUGGUACCUGCCAGGCAGACGGCGUAUCGAUGAACAACUUUGACGGAACGUUCUCCAAUGCCUACGUGACUGGUGGUGCCGGUGCUGGUACCAUUGCGGCGUCCGCGUCCUCUUCCUACCCCUGGCCGCCUGCUUCGUUCACCAACGUCGCCUCGGACUCCAUAUCUCUCCUCCCUCAAUAUACCCAGACGGGUACUCCUAUUACCAUGCCCGGACCUACAUUUACCUCUCCCGGGUCUACUGCGACCAUCAGCGCGGGUAGCGGAUGGUAUAACGCGAAUGCGAAUGAUAGGCAGGCAUAUGCCGCUAUCAGCGGGUGUAGCUAUCCUGCAGAGUAUUCUGCGGCCGAUUUGGCUAUUCCGACGGGUGCAUGUGGUGCGGGGUUGAGCCAGGCGAACAAGAGGUCUGCUCAGCCUACUCCUGCUCCUACACGAUGAUAGGGGCGUAGUAGUUGACUGGUUUGUGCAAGGACAAUGAUGGCUGCAUUGUUCGGCCUUGGCUGUGUUGAACAAUGGACGAUCGGGGGUUGGUGAACUUUGGUUAUCUCUCCUUUACAGUACAUGCUUCAUUUUUUAUCAACAUUAUAUUCGCCCAUUUAUCAAUUUUCCGCAUAUUAUUUAUCUGUAUUGUGUAAUUCCUUCUUCAUGGACGAUAGUUUGAUUAUUAUAUUUGAUUGGUUUUGAUAAAUAUGUAACGUGUAUCUAUAAUGAUCAUCAGUAGGUUUAGAGUAUACUUGCCCUAUCCAGAUUGAAAUUUCAGUUUUAUAGAUUGUACCAGCAGAGAGUCACGUUUUUUACACUUGGCAAUGAGAAUGGUUCUUU
Molecule: messenger RNA, 3208 nt
Organism: Cryptococcus deneoformans JEC21
Lineage: Eukaryota; Fungi; Basidiomycota; Tremellomycetes; Tremellales; Cryptococcaceae
Product: exo-beta-1,3-glucanase
Exons: 12
Coding region: 341-2824 (827 amino acids)
Biological process (GO): glucan catabolic process
Cellular component (GO): extracellular region; cell surface
Molecular function (GO): beta-glucosidase activity
Source: RefSeq, a predicted model, not a curated record